AUGGUUAAGGAUACGAAAUUCUACGAGAUCCUGGGGGUCGACCCCUCAGCCUCGGAGGCUCAACUAAAGUCAGCUUACAAGAAGGGCGCUCUAAAGCAUCACCCUGACAAGAACGCCCAUAACCCUGAUGCUGCGGAAAAAUUCAAAGAUCUCUCGAAAGCCUACGAAGUCCUGUCCGAUCCACAGAAAAGACAACUCUACGACCAAUAUGGAGAAGAGGGUCUCGAACAAGGCGGCAUGGGAGGAGGCAUGGCUGCUGAAGAUCUCUUCGCCCAGUUUUUCGGCGGUGGUUCAGCCUUCGGCGGCAUGUUCGGCGGUGGCAUGCGUGACACCGGCCCAAAGAAAGCCAGAACUAUUCACCACGUUCACAAGGUUUCCUUGGAAGAUAUUUACCGCGGCAAAGUCUCAAAAUUGGCGCUUCAAAAGUCUGUCAUCUGCCCAGCAUGUGAGGGCCGAGGCGGCAAGGAGGGUGCAGUGCGUACCUGCACUGGCUGCAACGGCGCUGGUAUGAAGACCAUGAUGCGCCAGAUGGGGCCUAUGAUACAGCGCUUCCAGACCGUCUGUCCAGACUGUCAGGGUGAAGGAGAGACGAUUCGCGAUCGUGAUCGAUGCAAGCGCUGCAUGGGUAAAAAGACUGUCGUAGAGCGAAAGGUCCUACACGUCCAUGUCGAUCGUGGUGUCAAGAGCGGGCACAAGAUCGAAUUCCGUGGUGAGGGUGACCAGAUGCCCGGCGUGCUCGCUGGUGACGUCGUAUUCGAGAUUGAGCAGAAGCCUCACGCCCGGUUCCAGCGCAAGGACGACGACCUGUUCUACCACGCCGAAAUUGACCUGUUGACUGCUCUGGCUGGCGGACAGAUCUAUAUCGAACAUCUUGACGACCGGUGGUUAACUGUCAACAUCUUCCCAGGCGAUCCUAUCACUCCUGGAGCUAUCAAAGUCAUUAAGGGACAGGGCAUGCCGUCCUUCCGUCAUCACGACUUCGGCAACCUAUACAUCCAAUUCGACGUCAAAUUCCCUGACAAGUCAGAGAUCCAGAACGUCGAGAUGCUGGAACAAAUCUUGCCUCCUCGCAUGCAACAGAAACUCCCGCCUGCUGACGGGAUGGUGGAAGAUUUCGAUCUCGAAGAAGUUGAUCCUCGACAGCAAGCCAGAGCACAAGGAGCUGCGAUGGAUGAGGAUGACGAAGAUGGUAUCCCUGCUGGGGCAGAGAGGAUGCAAUGUGCCUCACAGUAA
Molecule: messenger RNA, 1233 nt
Organism: Exophiala oligosperma
Lineage: Eukaryota; Fungi; Ascomycota; Eurotiomycetes; Chaetothyriales; Herpotrichiellaceae
Product: chaperone DnaJ
Exons: 3
Coding region: 1-1233 (410 amino acids)
Biological process (GO): protein refolding; response to heat
Cellular component (GO): cytoplasm; nucleus; cytosol
Molecular function (GO): Hsp70 protein binding; ATP binding
Source: RefSeq, a predicted model, not a curated record